AUGACUCUUCAACCUCCGGUCACUCACUUUCGAGUUCGGACUUGCAGGUGUAGCAGUGUUUCCGUUUAUCAAGAACCACCAAAAUGCUCCACCAGGCCUGUUGGAACUGCAGCCAAUCAUGUGCAGACUACAAGCUUUGGGCGAAAAUUUCCUUACGUAUCACCUCUACCCUCCCCUGUGGAGGAUGGAGAGGUAUUCAAAAACGUUAAAUCGGUUCGAUCGACACUGGAUACUCCCUGCUUUCCGCCCUAUGCGAGUCGUGAAGCUACAGAAUCGGAUGCUGAAGCAUUAUUUCCACCAUUCGAAAAUAGCUUCUCUUCGCCUACAUCGAGUUUUGGGUCGUUCAUCACUACACCACCACCAUCCUCAGAAGAAGAAGAAGAAAAAGUGGAAACACCAUGCAAGUCGAUACUGCGACGGUCAAAUGGGGAGAUGGAAGAGCGGUUGAUGACAGCACCCGGAGGCGGGGGAUACGAGAGAAUGGGCGCCAUUUCGCCUCUUUGCAUCGGCCAAUCCCUGUCAGCAUUUUCAAAGAAAGGUGUGCGGUUCGAUGUGGAGCGAAAUUCCACUCAUACAUACGAGAAGGAUUCUUGUGACGAUGUUCCAGUAAAUGCCUCCUCCUCUACCAAGGUAUUUUGGUUUUACAGGGUACUUAAAAACAAAGGCUUUGGCUUUAGACCUGCUGUUGAGUUCGAUUUACCGAAAGAUGUAGGCAAUAUCUACAUUGGACAAUUAAUGAAACAUGAGUCAUCCGUAAAACUAUCUCCAAAACUACGAGCCUUCGCAAACCCAGCUUUAAGCCAGUCCAGGGAAAUAUGUGGAUUUCAUCUGAUCACGAAGGAUGAGCAUCAAUUCCCAUUUGAGGUCGACUUGAAAAACGCUUCUUUGGGAACAGGAGAAAUACGCGUACGCAAUGACGUUCCAAUAGAUUUUACCCAAAACAAUGUAUAU
Messenger RNA from Hydatigera taeniaeformis, 951 nucleotides. The record is from the annotation of a GenBank genome assembly. NCBI's taxonomy places the organism in Eukaryota, Metazoa, Platyhelminthes, Cestoda, Cyclophyllidea, Taeniidae.